Molecule: messenger RNA, 1134 nt
Organism: Suillus paluster
Lineage: Eukaryota; Fungi; Basidiomycota; Agaricomycetes; Boletales; Suillaceae
Product: HotDog domain-containing protein
Exons: 6
Coding region: 349-1023 (224 amino acids)
Molecular function (GO): fatty acyl-CoA hydrolase activity
Source: RefSeq, a predicted model, not a curated record
UGUUCACUCAGCUGAAAAUUGAAGAUGAGUUCUCUCUACAGGUAAAUUAGUAGAGCUGGUGUAAUUCAAUGGAAUAAGGACCCAUCAGGACUCAUUGCAUCCCUGGUGGCACUGCUCACGUGCAUCACGAGAUCUUCCACACUUGGCAUCGCGGAGAAGGCAACCAGUUCAUUGAAAGCCGCAUCAAGAAGUUUACUCAGAAACACCCCUUCUCAUCCAGGAAAAUCUGAUUUAAAUAUAGCCAAGCGAAAGUCUUCAUGCGAGUCAAGGCAUUCGAUAAAUAUCAGGUCCUCGUUUGAGGUAUGCCAUCCCUACGACUAAUCGAGCCUCCGUUUAGUCGAAAUUAUCAUGUCUUCUAGGUCAUCUCCCGUUUACGCCAGCGCCGCCUCUCCUACUUAUGAGUCAUAUACCCCUUCCGGUUCCUCUUCGUCCUCUUCCGAGAACAUCAUCUACGGUGGCUCGUACGCACAACCGCGUAAGGCAUGGGUAGACCCCAAAAGCUUGGCCAACUGUGGGGAUGCAUCGCAAAUACAGGGCAACGUAUCCACCUACGUCAAGCAACUCAUUCUCAAUACAUUUAUUGCGUACGGGGCUGGUGACGAGCACUGUUUUGGUCACUCUGUUGCCAAAGCAGUCAAUUUCAUUGACAUCAGCGCCCAUGAAAGUCACGAAAAGCAAGGUCGUAUGGAGGCAACGACUGUGGCAGAAAUUGUCGUCUCAAAGAGCAUGUUGAAUGGCGCGGGGAUGCUCCAUGGAGGUUGUGUGGCGUUUCUGAUUGACAACACUCCAUUGGUCGCUUUGGGACUCAUACAAAACAUCAAUGGAGUUGGAGUCACUCAGUCGAUGAACAUCAUGUUCCACUCCCCUGCACCAGCUGGAUCGUGUUUGCGUAUCAUCAGUACCUCAGUCGCUAUGGGCGCGCGAAUUAUGAGCGCUCGAUGUGAGAUCAUCAACAACAAAACAGGCAGUGUAGUUGCCUCAGCAUACCUCAACAAAAUGCAACCCACUAUUUCAAAGCUUUGAUAGUUUUAUCUUUUCUCCGUUGUAGAUUUCUGGCAGGCACUGUAUCAAAAGCAAUCUCUCCCAUGUACCACAUCAUAGUCAAUAGGACUUGUAUGAUCACAGAUACUGUAU